Hemibagrus wyckioides is the source of this 3918-nucleotide messenger RNA. RefSeq lists its product as uncharacterized. The record is from RefSeq and is a predicted model, not a curated record. The coding region runs from base 280 to 3306 and encodes 1008 amino acids. Lineage: Eukaryota; Metazoa; Chordata; Actinopteri; Siluriformes; Bagridae. The transcript is spliced from 15 exons.
UUAACUCCACUCUAAUUAAGUGUGUGUAUUAGAUGUAUUUUGGUGUUUUUUAGAAUAUGUAACACUUCUCUGAGCCCUUUAAUGACCAAAGUUAUUCUGAUAGUCACCAGUGGUCACACUGCUUUGGUCAAGUCAGUCACCAUAUCACUCUGAUAUCAGAAUUCUCCAGAGCUUCGAAGUGUUUAUGAUAGAUUAUGAUGAUGGAUAGGGCUUCUGUUAGCGUCAUUUAGCUUAACACACUCGACUUACUUUGGAAAAAAAAACAUUCUAAUGAAGUAAAUGAGGAAGGAAACUAGUGAAUGUGUUCCAAGUUUCCAUUUCAGUGCAAACAACACAACAGACAAGAGCUUGCUGAAAGAGAGGGGUGAUGCAGCCAUGCUGAUGAGAAAAAUACAUUUUUCACCGGCAGUAAUUCUCAUGUUGCUGGCAGGAGUUCAGGCUCAGCACAGUGUAACUCUCUCCUCUCAGAGUCUCUGUUUUGUAAUUGGAUCUACAGUGAAAAUCCCCUGUAGAUUUACAAAACCUUAUCACUCCACAGUCACAGAGAGAGAGUGGUAUCGAGUCCAGAGCUCUGAAGGAGAACCACGAGACCUGAAGAAAGAUCAAGAAUACUUAAAAAGAGUGUUUGUAAGCACCCAGGAGUCUGGAUCUGAGCUGACAGUAACGAAUGUGAGAGUGAGUGACUCUGGAGUUUAUAACUUUAGAUUUAAAACUCAGAGCAGUGGCUGGAUAUCAGCUUCAUCUGGCGUUCAACUGACUGUUACAGACUUGCAGGUAAACGUGGAUCCUAACACUGUAGGACAGAGAGAGGUGAAAGUGACCUGUAGCUCCACAUGCAGACUCAACAGACACGGUUUCUCCUGGUACAGGAAUGGCAAUUACCAAUACAGAAAUAACGACUACAUUGUACUUGACUCCACCAGUCGAUAUAGUGAAGGCAGCUACUCCUGUGAGGUAUAUGGGACUAAACACCGCUCUCCUCCAGUGUGUGUACUGGGUAAAGAGUGUUGGGGUGUGACUUAUACUCCUGAACGUGUGUGUGCUCUGAAAGACACAUCGAUUGAUCUUUCCUGUUCUUAUAAACAUCCUGCAGGCCACACAGUGAUCAAAUCAGUGUGGUUCAUUAAAGAGCAGGUUGGUGUUGGCCCUGAGGAUGUGAGAGAGGAUGAAGAGUAUCAGGGUCGAGUGCAGUACACACAGAGCUCCCAGAAUGACUGUAGUCUGAGAAUCACUAACCUGAGAGAGAGAGACACUCAAACAUACAGGUUCAGAUUCUACACUGAUCCUACAGGCAAAUACACCGGAGAACCUGGAGUCACUCUGUCUGUUACAGAUCUGAAGGUUACAGUAUCAGACAUGUACAGUGGAUACAAGAAGCUGAGCUGCAUCACCACCUGCACUCUGUCUAACAACCCCACUUACAUCUGGUACAAGAAUGGACAGCGUGUUACUGACCAGUACAGAAAAGAACUGGAUGUCACUAGUAGGAAAGCAGGCAGCUACUCCUGUGCUGUACAAGGACAUGAGGAGCUUCGCUCUCCUGCUGUCUGUGUUUUUGGUGAGAACUGCUGGAGUGUGACUUACUCCACCCAGACUAUCUGUGCUCUAAUUGGCUCAUCAGUGGACAUGCACAGUUAUUACACCUUUCCUAAAAAUUACCAGGUCAAGAAAAUGUUCUGGUUCAUUAAAACACAGGUUGGUGUUGAGCCUGAGGAUGUGAGAGAGGAUAAGGAGUAUCAGGGUCAAGUGCAGUACACACAGAGCUCCCAGAAUGAAUUUAGUCUGAGAAUCACUAACCUGAGAGAGAGAGACGCUCAAACAUACAGGUUCAGAUUCUACACUGAUUCUACAGGCAAAUACACCGGAGAACCUGGAGUCACUCUGUCUGUCACAGGUCUGCAGGUUACAGUAUCAGACAUGUACAGUGGAUACAAGAAGCUGAACUGCAUCACCACCUGCACUCUGUCUAACAACCCCACUUACAUCUGGUACAAGAAUGGACAGCGUGUUACUGACCAGUACAGAAAUGAACUGUAUGUCAGUAGUGAGGAUGCAGGCAGCUACUCCUGUGCUGUAAGAGGACAUGAGGCGCUUUGUUCUCCUGCUGUCUAUCCCCCUAAAAACACCAGUGCAGUGGUUCUUCCCUCUGGAGACACAGUGGAGGGGGCUUCAGUGACUCUGAGCUGUAGCAGUGAUGCAAACCCUCCUGUUCUCACCUAUUCCUGGUUUAAGAAGAGUGCAGCUGCAGACACACGGCUGACAACAAGCCAGAAUUACAGCAUCAGCAACAUCAGCUCACAGGACAGUGGACUGUACUACUGCACUGCUGACAACCAGCUGGGACACCACAACUCUACACCAACACACCUGGAUGUGUUAUAUUCCCCUAAACACACCAGAGCAGUGGUUCUUCCCUCUGGAGACACAGUGGAGGGGGCUUCAGUGACUCUGAGCUGUAGCAGUGAUGCAAACCCUCCUGUUUCCAAUUACACCUGGUUUAAGAAGAGUGCAGCUGCAGACACACUGCUGACAACAGGCCAGAAUUACAGCAUCAGCAACAUCAGCUCACAGGACAGUGGACUGUACUACUGCACUGCUGACAACCAGCUGGGACACCACAACUCUACACCAACACACCUGGAUGUGUUAUACCCUCCACGAAAUCUAUCUGUGACCAUCAUUCCAUCCGUGUCUGGUGAUAUGGUCACUCUGUUGUGCAGAAGUGACUCCAACCCCAAUAGCUCUUACACUUGGUACAAGAAAACAAACGAAGGGGUGAUAUUGGUUGGUAAUGGUACCAGUUUAACUUUAUCCUCAAGAGAAGAUGGAUUUUACCACUGUACAGCAGAGAAUGCAUUUGGAAAAUCCAGUUUGGAACUUUGGGAAAAUAAAUCAGGUAUCAGAGCCGUGAAAUACGUGGCCUCUGGAGUCACUGUUGCUUUGGUUUUAUCAUUGCUGAUCAUUGCUGUCAUUCUGUGGAUGAAGAGAAAAGGACCAGUAGCAUUCACAGUCAGGAGUGAGGAGAACAGCAAAAAUGACUCUGCUCCUGUAUACAGUAACAUCUCAGCCAUGACCUCUGACCCCACACAAACAGCCUCCUCAGAAGAUCAGGACACGGUUCAGUACUCCAAUGUUUUUUUCAGACACUCACACACACAGGAAGUGCCACUCUACUCAACUGUUCAACUGCCAAAGUCUCUCAGUGAGGAACAGGAAGUAGAAUAUGCCACAGUGAACCUUGACAAAUCAAGAGCUGUUCCGGAGGAUCAAAUCUACAGCAAUCUGUCCACAAUAUCCAACAGUUAAGAAGAGUCAAAGCCAACCAUAAACUUAUAAGGUCCAGAUACUUUUCUCUCUCCGAAAGAGUGUUUAUAAAAGCAAAUUCCAAGUGAUAGUUUAGAAAUGUUAUGUUAUGGAUAUUAUGUAUAUUAAUAUUAUAUCAUGUUUAAAAACCUUAAAUAUAAAGAUUCUGUGGUUGGUCAGUUUAUCCAUGACUAUAAAACAGGUGAAUACUAAAAUGUACUAAUUCCAAGUAUUAAGCAUUAAUUGUUAUUAUAGAUUUCACUGUUUUCACUUUUUUUACCCACUUUCUAAUGUCUUAUAUUUUAUUUUUAUUUUGAAUUUGAUGUCGUGUGCUUGUAUGUUUAUAGCAUGUUAUCGAUUACAAUAAUUCUCCUUUUCAUAGUGUAGUGUAUAUACACAGUAAUUUAUUUGAAUAAAAAAUAAAGUAUUUAUUCAGUCAUGUCCCAUUAAAGCAAAAAGUUGCAACAGCAUGUCAACAAAAUGGAAGUUUAUUUAAAAAUAUGUAUAAAUGCAUUCGCUCAACGAGCAAUUGAGCAGCACUUUGUUAAAACUUCUCUAUAUGUCUUCAAGCUUCAAUAAACCCUAUUAUUAAAGACCAAAUUGGAAAAUUUGGUG